AUGGCGACAUAUUUAAGAAUUGCCUGCUCCAUGGUGGUGUUGGCCCUUGUGGUCAAUCUCAUGGCGGAACAAGGGGAGGCCCUCAGCUGCGCAGACUUGGGUCCAUCCGUGACACAGUGUGCCCCAUUCGCGACAGGUGCAAUGUCUCAGCCAACUAAUGAAUGCUGCAGUGCAGUCAAACAAGUGUAUUCAAUGGCUCAAACACCGCAAGACAGGAAAACAUUGUGCCAAUGUCUUAAGCAAUCUUCUUCUGCAGUCCCUGGUGUCCAGCUUUCCUCUGUUGCUGCUAUCCCUAAAAUCUGCGGACUUGGAAUCAACAUCCCUACUAAUCCUAACUACAACUGUGAUACGUAA
This is a messenger RNA of Daucus carota subsp. sativus, 354 nucleotides long. Its product is annotated as non-specific lipid-transfer protein A. Gene Ontology annotation, biological process: lipid transport. Bases 1 to 354 code for a protein of 117 amino acids. Gene Ontology annotation, cellular component: membrane. The record is from RefSeq and is a predicted model, not a curated record. Gene Ontology annotation, molecular function: lipid binding. NCBI's taxonomy places the organism in Eukaryota, Viridiplantae, Streptophyta, Magnoliopsida, Apiales, Apiaceae. The transcript has a single exon.